Messenger RNA from Exophiala mesophila, 3397 nucleotides. Its product is annotated as biofilm and cell wall regulator 1. Lineage: Eukaryota; Fungi; Ascomycota; Eurotiomycetes; Chaetothyriales; Herpotrichiellaceae. Gene Ontology annotation, biological process: regulation of transcription by RNA polymerase II. The transcript has 2 exons. Gene Ontology annotation, molecular function: DNA-binding transcription factor activity, RNA polymerase II-specific; RNA polymerase II cis-regulatory region sequence-specific DNA binding. The coding region runs from base 503 to 2545 and encodes 680 amino acids. The record is from RefSeq and is a predicted model, not a curated record.
CCGUCAUCCCAUCCGUCAUCCCAUCCGCCAUCCACCAUCCACCAUCUUAACUCUUCUAAACAUACCUUUACUCUACUCUGUAAGGGUAAUUUGAUACUCAUCCUUCGCCUCCCUAUCAUUUGUCACCAUUGAUGGUUUGAUCAAGACUUGAUUCACUACCAUCAUUAAGUCUCCUCUGUCGCCCCUCCUCUCGCCUCCAUCCCCUCCGAGUAUCCCAGCCAGCCUGCGCUGUACCCAUCAACCCACUACAGCCGAAAUCCCUGUCCUUAUCGCCGGCGUCCAACCCCUCCGACGCUGCCCGUUGCCACCUUGCGCCCGCUUCACCAGAGUCUUUCCUUGGUUUUCAUCCUCCUGCCAUCUCCCUUUGAAUGACCUGAGGGAAUUCAACAAACCAUCUCAAUCGUCUGAUCUCGCUUCCUUCUCCGGAUGCUAAACCCCUCCGUGGCGUUGAGCCGCAUCACUUCGGCUUCUCACCUCUUGUAAGCCUCCAACUACCUGCGCCAUGGCUGCCAUCUCAACCCUGGUGUUGAGCGACAAUCUAUCACCAAAAGAACACGCUGAAGAUCUGGAUACCCCAACAACGCCACGACCUGGUCGCUUCAGUUCAUCUCAUCUUGACUCGAUCAACGACACUGCGAUCCAACACCCCCGACCAUCUCCAACUUCCUCCCAGCCGCCACAGCCAUCGACCCUGCCUGUUCAGCGAGAUGGUCCUGGUCCUGCUAUACAACAUGGCAGAGGACCUAGCUCUGGCGGUGGUGACCGAAACUCAGCCGCCGACAUGGAUUUGGACGACGAGGACUUAGAUGAUUCAGACAAUGAGGAGGAGGAUGGGGCCGAGGACUCGGCCUCUCGCAAGAAAAAGGGGCAACGAUUCUUUUGCUCAGGCUAUCCACCCUGCAAUCUGAGCUUCACACGUAGCGAGCAUCUUGCUCGUCACAUCAGAAAACAUACUGGGGAACGGCCGUUUCAGUGUCACUGUAACCGCAGGUUUUCGCGUCUCGACAACCUACGCCAGCAUGCUCAGACGGUUCACGUUAAUGAGGAAAUCCCCACAGAUUCCCUUGCCGCAACUGGAACACGUUUCCAGCGACAGAUCAGAACUGAUCGAGUGCGUCCAACAGGUCGGCCGCGCACAGGGACCGCUGGAAGUACCGGCGGCCACAGUCGAGGCCACAGUCGAAACCUCUCGACCUCCAGCAUUGGGUCUACUUCUUCCAACUAUAGUGUCGUUACCGAAGCGAAACGAAGGCCACCACCGCUUCUCAUGGCCAGUGAAUCCAACAGGAACAGCCUCGUUCUCGAACCCCCACAGACCCCUCCAGCACAGUAUCGUGGGUACGAAGCCAGUAAUGGCAGUGGCUUCAGUACCCCUACUUCUGCCAAUUUCUCUACCACGCCGGGAAGCCCUGGGUUUCUGUCCUCCAUAGGAUCCCCUCCAUCGUCUCACUCCCGGCGUGGUAGUUUCUACUCUUCCAGACCACCAGCUCGUCGACUUUCUGUGCCCUCAGGACCCAACCCAUUUCAAAGCCCCUAUCCACCAGCAUAUCCCAUGACAUACAUGAACCCGGGUGGCUCAUCCGACCCUCACACGCCUCCAAAUGCACCCUCGUUUGCCAGCCAACCAUCCAGCUCAAUUACGUUUCAACAUGGACACAGCGUAUCCUCAACUGACGACUGGAGAAGACGAACUUGGCACCCAUCAACCCACCCUGCCACCAACCUCAACUACGGCAGACCGGCUACCAGCGGCUUGACUUACUCGCAAACUCCCGAUGCCCCUCAACCCGCCCACGCACAUCAUGCCAUUGCAGCUGCAGCGCAGGCUCCGCGACUUCCUGGAAUCGAAAGUUUCGACCACGUCCAGCAUCGGCCGUAUACUCCCCCACGACGACAACCAAGCCCGAUGCAACUGGACGGGCACCCAGCGGACACAGCACCGCCCACUACGGCAAGGUAUUCUGACUACAACCACCGACCAGGACACGUGGCAUGGGAUAUUCCACGCCCAAGUCAGUAUCCCGAAUUAGACGACCACGUUGACCGAAACCCACCAACGGCCAGUUGGGGCCAGCAGACCCUUCACGAACUCCAAAAUGUCGGUGCACGACACACUGAGGGGCAACAACGGCCGAAUGAAACGCUUGGCCCAAUACCGUUUCACGGCCCACCCCGUUCAAGGGAUGGGCAUGACGCGCAGGGCUCGGGGCGCUAUGCGAAGCGGUCGGCGUGGUACAAUGGCCCCGUGAUGGCCGCUCGCACAUCGCCUGAGGAUUCCAGCAGUAGCGAUGGAGUUCCUACUCCCGGCAUGACUGCAGUCGAGGUGCACCCUAUGAUCAUGAAUAGCCAUGGGUACAUGGAACCACCGCAUUCCGCAAUGCAAACGGAUGCGCAACAAACCGCAUGCCUUGCUCCACCGGCCUACAUGGACUCGGCACGCCACCAGCGCAAUUCUUCCUUUGGUAGUCGUGGCGCCCACGGUGGUGAGAUGAAUCGUCUCGACGCGCUCGUCGCUGUUGCCACGAGCGGUGAAAUGACCAGAUGACACGUCGGCUACCGACAAUCCACAGGCUCUUGAUGAACGCCUUUGGUCUCAUAUUGAUGAUCUGUGAUGCCCAAGAGAAUAUGACGACGAUUACGAGAAAUAUGGAGGUACACUAUUCUACCGGGCAGCCCUUUUGAGGUUUGACACUUGACGGCCCACAUUUGAGAGAUACCCAUGACGACUCUUUUUACCAAUUUCGAUUCGGCUGUGUGUUUUUGGCUCUGAAGUUUCAUGGCUUCGUAUUUUUGGCAGCAACAACAGGUAUUCUGGAUUUGUGCAAGCGGGAGUUUGAGAGAACCUCACUUUGGGUAUGGCAUUGCGCGGAAUCUCCAACUUAUCGAUCAAUCUUGUUUCGACUGUUCGCUCCGCACAGUGAAGAGUAAAGGGUUGGCGGAGUGGCGAUGACCUCGCCUGGCUUCUUGACAUCACUCGUUAACUAUUUUGCGAUUUGCUACCGGAUCGGAAGACUCUCUCUUGUGUACGGAUUUGCAGCAAGUCCUUUUGCCUCUCGACGUGGUGUGAGGACGGUCGUAUGGGGAUAUGUUCCAGCUGACUCAAUUAUACCCAGCUAGCCUAAUAUGACCACCAUGAAUCUUGCACGCAUAUCCAUCUGGUUUUUGUCUGGAUCUUCAACAUUAGCCUUUGGCUUAGCACAAUUACCCUUUCUGCUUGUUACCUUUCGACACCAGCUCGGCCCCACGCAGCAUACAAGCGAAAGGUCCGCCACAAGCGACCCGGACUAUCCACAUAAUAACCAAUCCUAACAGUCCAGGCGAGAGUCGAUCUUGAAGCAGCAGUAAGAGCUUCAACCACCUAGUCCUAUAAUAUGAAAGUGGCUGGUCCGGAUAUCGG